Molecule: messenger RNA, 315 nt
Organism: Xyrichtys novacula (pearly razorfish)
Lineage: Eukaryota; Metazoa; Chordata; Actinopteri; Labriformes; Labridae
Source: the annotation of a GenBank genome assembly
AUGUGUCUGUCUUCUCCUCUCCAUCUGUACACUGUAAAGUCCUAUAAUGUUUCCCUGUUGUCUCCAGAAAUACACAAAACUCACUGCUGUGUCCCCUCUCCUUCCCCUCUUUCCUUCGUCUCUUCACUUCAGACUCUGAUCAGCUGUGACACUAUGCAUCAUGGUCCGUCUCUCUGCAUGGACUGUGUCCCUCCGGCUCAGACCUCUGGCGGACGGGCUUCAGUGACACUUUGUUUAAAUGCUUUACUCCAAGUGAAGGUUGUAGGACCUCACAAGCGCUAUCCCAAAGCAAAAAUCCAAAUAUUUAACUUUUGA